GCGGAGACCGUUGCAAUUCAAUUGCAAAAAGGAUGCACUUCCUGGCACUGGUCUGACAAUAUAGGGCCUGUGAUGCUGCUUAUAUAGCCGCACGGGAGAGAUCGGGGGAUCACAUAGUCCGACAACGAGAACGCAGAAGGCGACGACGACGACGCUUGUGACCCACUGCUAUCUGUGUCCGCACAGCACCUUGCAACAUAUUCAGUAUGACUAUACUCCCGUAUUGAUGUAAGGCUAGAGCAAGAUCAGAAAUGUACCCACUCCAUGCACCGGUUACACUUCACCGACAACGAUCGAUGAUGAAGGCGAUUCUGGCAAACCGAAUAGAGCCAUGGUCUGGGCUUAUUUUCAAUCCCGGACUAGAAAAGCGUGCGAGGAUGGCACUCCGGGAUGUGCCUCUCCUAUGACGAAAAAAGGUCGAACACGAACACUGAGGCGGAUGACCUUGCCGAUUUAGGAUUCCAUCGGGUCAAUCCGGUGCGUACAACCAGCUGUCAUUCUCGGUUAGUGGAACAAAUGUUCUGUCAUAGCCAAUUAAACACAUACACACAAACAAGCAGAAAUGGAAGAUCGUACAACAAACAAUUUCGAUCUUCUAAUCAAAAAUCUCUUGGGCAAAUUCAAUACAUUGCUCGAUUGUCCCGCAAGAUUUCGCGGCUGCUAUGGUGGACAAAGUAUACAGCGUUUCAUUGAAUAUAUAAAAUCUUAUAAAAGAGUUAAAUGUAUAAGCGAUGAGCAGGCAUUACAAGAAUUGGGCUAUCUAUUAACGGAACAUGCCCAUUUAUGGUGGUUAAGAAGGAAGUGUCAUUUUACAACAUGGUCCGAAGCACUGACCGCCUUACAAAAUCAGUAUGUUAAACAGAGACCGGCCUAUUUAAUAUACAAGGAUCUUUUUGAGCAUAAAUUUGAAGACUAUACGGCAGAGGAGGACUUCAUCGAUGACAAGUAUGAGCUUUUGACUGAAUUGCCAGAUCCCAUGCAAAGUGAAAAAAAUAAAUUAGACAUGAUCUUUGCCUUAUUACCUCAUAGUAUACAGUCGAAAUUGGAAUAUGCCAAUAUAAUCAAUGUAGCAGAAUUAAAAGAGCAAAUUUUAAAAUCCAAAAAUAGACAAUGUAGCAAAGUGAUGGACAGCAAGGAGAAAGAGUGUACCAGCAAUGCCCCGCAAUACCCAAUUAAUGGCAAAAGAAAAAACAAUUUCGAUGAACAGCACGGGAUUAUGGCAACAAGUGCCUUAAAUCAUGUUGAAACACUAUGCUUGCCCUCCACCAGCACCAUACUCAACGAUAAGGAUCCAGUUAUCAAGGUUAGACGAACCGAAGACCUAAUGCCACCCAUUAAAGUUGAAGCAAGCGACGACACCAAUGUGGAGCAUCAGGAGGAAUUCAUAAGUACAGCCACAGUUUUGCCCGGAGGCACUCGGGAGAACCCGAAUUUUCAAAUUGAUAUGGAUAUAAUGAAUCAGAUAAAUAAUAUUAUAGAUGAGUCUGAACUGAAUUGUGAUAGUCUUUGUGAUACCACAGUGCAAAUAUCAUCCAUAAUGUCUAUCAAAGAUAGCCCCACAACAACGAUAGGUUUUCUUCUUAAUGGAGAAACAACAAUCCAAGCCGAAGUCAGUAAAAAGCCCCACCCAGCUGUGUGUGCCGAUGCAACUUCUACACGAAAACGUAAAUUACGUUGCAGUUAUUGUCGAAGUUAUGGUCAUGGUUUUCAGAACUGUAUGAAAAGGUUAAAACAUAUAGAGUUAAAACUUUUACAAAAAUCUCAAGAGCCACAGGAAGCUCAGAAUUGUAUGAAAAGGUUAAAGCAUUCAGAAUUAAAGCUUUUACUAAAAUCUCAAGAGCCACAGGAAGAUACAUCUAAAGAUAAAGAUUCCAAAAGGGGCGACGACACUGUGACCAUUGUAAAUAUUACCAAUGAUAAUGAUAAUUCCAAUGCUUCCACAAAUGAUGUUUCCAAUGCUUCCACAAAUGCUUCCAUUACUACCACUAGCACAGCAUCACCUCUAGUUCAUCACAAUGCAUUUGCGACAGUAACAACAACAGCUCAACAGAAUAUGGUAACCUGUGUAACAACUUCAACGCCCACCGUUAGUCAUAGCAUUUCCAUAGGCCAAGUUUCGACAACAUUUAGUCAUCAACAUAUCACAACUACAGCAACCUCAUCAAAUCCCUCCAGUCCAGCAGCAGCACUUACAACAAAACUAAUAGCACCGAUCAACGGACCAUGUCCUAGUAAACAAAUGGCUGCCAAGUUUCGAAAUUUAAAUCAGCCUUCGCCUAAGUGUCAUCAGUGUGGUACCGUGGGUUUCUACAAAAGUAUUUGUCCUAAUUGUAGUCCUAUAUAUAAUUCACAAAAACUUUAGUCCAUAAAAGUCAAGGAGAAUAGUCUAUAAAGCAAAAGUGAUGUGAAUAAAUUGCAAAACAUUAUAAACCAUAGAAAUCCAAGCUAAGAAAACUAAAAAGAAGAGGUUGCCAAUUAUAGAUAUUAACUUGAAAAAUUUAGAAUAAGUGGAAAAGAGGAUAAUGUUUUCCUUCCUCAAAAUAAGCCUUAGUAAGCAGCUAGUUUUGGAUAACAGUUUUUGAAUGUCAAAAUACUAAGAGUCUAAAUCGUUUUCGGGAGUGCGAUUUAGAAUGAGUCCCUGCUCGGGCGCCAUUCGAAGCGUGGUUUGGUAUGGCCGGCUGAGGGUUUACUUUUAAGGACGCACAAACCUUAAAAAAAGCAGUAAUUGUGUAAUUUGGUGAAUAAAGUCAAUUGUAAUCUUA
This is a messenger RNA of Stomoxys calcitrans (stable fly), 2762 nucleotides long. RefSeq lists its product as uncharacterized. The transcript has 2 exons. NCBI's taxonomy places the organism in Eukaryota, Metazoa, Arthropoda, Insecta, Diptera, Muscidae. The record is from RefSeq and is a predicted model, not a curated record. Bases 563 to 2362 code for a protein of 599 amino acids.